This is a messenger RNA of Oikopleura dioica, 1239 nucleotides long. Lineage: Eukaryota; Metazoa; Chordata; Appendicularia; Copelata; Oikopleuridae. The record is from the annotation of a GenBank genome assembly.
AUGAUAGAAAAUGAAGACCCGCUUUUUGGAGUCGAUGGAAUCGGAGAAUUGCUGGAAGAGGAGGAGAAUGAACUCGACGUGCAGAAGUAUUUGUACAGGGCCCUGGCUGAGCAUGUCGAAGAACUGAGCCGUGAAAACGAAGAACUUCAAGCCCAAAAUCGCCAUUUGCGAAGUCAACUCGAGUCGUCUGGAAAUGAUCAGAAAAGAAGCUCGAGCUGGAAUGGAGUUGAGAACGCGCUGGGAUUCGCGUUUUCGACCGACAAUCCCGCAUUGCAGAUGGACGAGCUGAGGAAAGAAAUUGAAGCUCUUGGGCAAACGGAUUAUGCAGACUCCAAUGCGGGUGAUAAUUUGUCGAUCUUCACGGAUUCUGGCAACAACUCGGAAAUCGGCGGCUCUCACUGGAGUUUGUCCGGAAGCUCUUCAACAUUCGAUAUGUCCCGGGUCCAGCGGUGCCAGCGGAAGAUUGCCGAACUGGAGAAAGAAGCCGACCAGGCGAGAAGAUACAAUAGAUCGCUCAUGUCCGACUUUGCCGAUCAACUUCGACUAAAAGCACGCGCCCUGGGCGAUUCAGUUCAAAAAGCAAGGCCGUACUUCGAUGCUCUUCGAAAAAGCAAAAACGCAAAAGGGCGGACCUCGCAUUUCGCCAAUCAAUACACUCGCGCGCAGCAGAUUCUCAAGGCUUCGCGAGAUCUCGUCGCCAAUUCGGAGGAGAAAAUGAUGAGCGAUCCGACGAACAUGCAAUGGCUGGAGCUGCUCAAUGAGGCCAAUGAUCGAGCUAACCAGGCCUCCGCUGAAAAAUCGAAAAUCCAGUGUCGUCACGAAGAAGCUGCUCAAAAUUAUCGACUCGCGGAAGAAGUUGCUGCUCAAUUGCUAAAAGCUGAGCGCAGAAAUAUUCGAAAGGCUACUUCCUAUUUCGAACUGAAGUCCAAGUUGGAGCAGAAACUCGAGGACUCAAGAAAAACGAUGCAGAAUAUUGAUUUUCGUCUCGUUGAAGCAAAGGCUGAAUUAUCAGGCGCUCUCCAACGUCUUGGCAAAAAGUUCGACUCAUCCGACCAGCUCCACAGGAGUUCUUCGUCCAUCAUUCCAGAGCCAGAGCCUGCUCCCUCCUCUUCUCAUCCAAUCGACUCUACUCCGAAUCAAUCAUCCCCGAAAUCGACUCUAGAAGACGAAGAAGACGGGUCAGAUCGCGAAGAAGAUCACUUUCAAAACGGAGAUCAGGUCUUUUUCGACGAUUUCUAG